Messenger RNA from Hermetia illucens (black soldier fly), 1353 nucleotides. Its product is annotated as kelch-like protein 24. Lineage: Eukaryota; Metazoa; Arthropoda; Insecta; Diptera; Stratiomyidae. The transcript is spliced from 7 exons. Bases 107 to 1183 code for a protein of 358 amino acids. Gene Ontology annotation, molecular function: protein binding. The record is from RefSeq and is a predicted model, not a curated record.
UAAUUCUCCCAGUUGCUGUCGACCGUUCAUCUACUGUGUAUUGUUUAGAUUUUCAGUCCGUCCUUUGUGAUAUUUUUAAUUUUUGUGGCACAUUUUUGGCGAGAAGAUGUAUGUGAUAGAAAAACUACAGCAGAAAUAUCAUUUUAAAUGGAUGUUCGAAAAGUUCCUAGAAUAUCGAAAUACUUCACAGUAUUGCGAUGUUGUUAUUAGUGUUCGUGGUGUGAAUUUUGAAGCUCAUAGACUGGUACUCUGUUGCAGUAGUCCAUACUUUAGGAUACUGCUUGAAGGUCGACCUAUGCCCGAGAAUAUCGAGGAGCAGCCUUUUGAAUUAUAUCAACUUAAACCUCAGGCUUUCGAGGAAAUUCUUCAAUUUAUGUACACUGGAGCUGUAGAGAUCAAUAAGGAUAAUGUGAUAGAAAUUUAUAAAGCUAGCUAUUUCUUACAAGUGGAUUGGUUGAGCGAUGUCUGCCUCAGAUUCAUGAGAGCACACAUAGACAAGGAGAACUGUAUACCCCUCUGGAAAUUAGCAGGAUUGUACUCUCUAUCCAGACUCCGUACUAGCACUUGUAAAUAUGCUAGCGUUUUCUUGGAGGAUAUCAUGGAAAUAAAUGAGUAUCUUGAAUUGGGGAUCACAGAUAUAAAACUUCUUCUCGUCAGCACUGAAGUAAGUCCCCGACUCCGCGAAAAGGUUACUUCAGCCAUCAUGCGAUGGAUACAACACGAUGAAGAUGCACGAAAGAUAUAUGAGAAUGAACUUCUCACAUUAGCCAGCACCACGAACACACCACGAGUUCAGCGUAACUCAAAUACAAUGGGAUCAAGACGAGAACAUCAUGAAUCAAGACGGCAUGGUAAUAGACUUCCCAGGCUAUCAAUAUCCGAAUGUUUAAGAAUUUGCAGAGAACGGAACAUCUUCCCAUUGCUACCACAUUGGCAGCCUCACGGAGCAUAUUACUAUUCUACCAUGCCGGGAUACCAUUCGGUUCAUCCCUUUGUAUUUGGAAGUCAAGAGCAUUUCGGUAGACGACAGCCUAUCUGGGCAAAUAUGUUUCCCUCUUUGGGACCUGGGUAUGCAAUAGUUUCAUUCAACCAUCAGCUAUAUUAUUUUCAUGGUUGGCAACUAGCAAUCUACAAUGCUGCGACUAACUCCUGGGAAGCAUGUGCUAGAAUCGAUCUCAGAUAAAUAAAGGGAAGUUUUGGAGAGUACUGUUUUUUUCAGUACCGAAUUUUAAUAACAUUUGACUACAAAUUAACAUUUAAAUUCAAAAUAUUUACUGGCAUGAUUUAUGUUUGUGUCUGAAACAAAUAAAGUUGAUCGUUUUUUUCAACUGAGCAAUAAAGUAUUUGAGUAAA